This is a messenger RNA of Ricinus communis (castor bean), 3560 nucleotides long. Its product is annotated as transcriptional corepressor LEUNIG. Gene Ontology annotation, cellular component: nucleus. The transcript has 18 exons. The record is from RefSeq and is a predicted model, not a curated record. The coding region runs from base 514 to 3288 and encodes 924 amino acids. Gene Ontology annotation, molecular function: protein binding. NCBI's taxonomy places the organism in Eukaryota, Viridiplantae, Streptophyta, Magnoliopsida, Malpighiales, Euphorbiaceae.
ACUCAAUCCAACCAAAAGCUACAGAAUAAAAUUCUUCUUUAUAUAUUUUUGCUUAAAUUAGAAAUUCUCAUAAACAAAUUAAACGUUAUUUAUUUUAAAUUAUGUUUUCUUUGGGUUUGCAGGUCUCUCUAUCAAUCUUUCCUUUUCUAAUUUUAUUUCUUUCUUAAUUUGUUUUAAUUAAGAAACUUUUUUCUUAAAAAAACUUUCUUUAUUCUUCAUAUGCUAAAAAAGAUUACAACUUUAGCUUCUAUAACCUCUUAUAGAUUCUUCAAGUUCAUAUCUUUAUCUCUCUCUUUAAAAGAUUGCGUCUUUGUGUUUGUGUCUAUGGGUUCUAUUUGAAAGUUCUUUUUCUUUUUCUUUUCUUUUUUUCUUUUCCUUUGUAGCUGGAAUUUGGUGGCAUGUUCAUUUCUGGGUUGAAAUUGUUGAGGUGAAAAGAGAGCUCUAAAAGCUAGUUUUUAUAUUUUCCACAUUAUUGAAAAGGAACUGUUUGUUUGAGCUUAUUAAUUCAACAAUAUGUCACAGACCAACUGGGAAGCUGAUAAAAUGUUAGAUGUGUAUAUCCAUGAUUAUCUAGUGAAAAGAGAUUUGAAGGCUUCUGCUCAGGCUUUUCAAGCCGAGGGAAAAGUAUCAUCUGAUCCUGUUGCUAUUGAUGCACCUGGCGGCUUUCUCUUUGAAUGGUGGUCAGUCUUUUGGGAUAUAUUCAUUGCUAGGACAAAUGAGAAGCACUCGGAGGUUGCUGCAUCUUAUAUUGAGACUCAGUUGAUUAAAGCACGGGAACAGCAGCAGCAACAGCAGCAGCAGCAAGCUCAGCCACCACAGCAUCAGCAGCAGCAGCAGCAACAGCAGCAACUUCAGAUGCAACAACUCCUAUUACAAAGACAUGCUCAGCAACAGCAACAGCAACAGCAGCAGCAGCAGCAGCAGCAGCAGCAGCAGCAGCAGCAACAGCAGCAGCAGCAGCAGCAGCAGCAGCAGCAGCAACAACAACCACCACAACAGCAGCAGCCUCCUCAGCAACAGCAACAGCAGCGAAGGGAUGGUAGCCACCUCCUAAAUGGCUCUACAAAUGGACUUGUGGGAAAUGAUCCUCUCUUGCGCCAAAAUCCUGGAACUGCAAAUGCCUUGGCAACAAAGAUGUAUGAAGAAAGAUUAAAACUACCAAUUCAAAGGGAUACCUUGGAGGAUGCAGCAAUGAAGCAAAGAUUCAGUGAGAAUGUAGGCCAGCUUUUGGAUCCAAAUCAUGCCUCAAUACUGAAGUCUGCAGCAACUCCCCAGCCUUCAGGGCAAGUGUUGCAUGGUACAGCUGGUGGAAUGUCCCCACAGGUUCAGGCUCGGAAUCAACAAAUUCCAGGGUCCACACCAGACAUCAAAAGUGAGGUCAACCCAGUCCUAAACCCCAGAGCUGUCGUCCCAGAGGCAUCAUUAAUAGGAAUUCCUGGAUCAAAUCAAGGUGGUAACAAUUUGACUUUAAAAGGGUGGCCACUCACUGGGUUGGAUCAGCUACGAUCUGGGUUUCUUCAGCAACAAAAACCUUUUGUACAGGCACCUCAACCCUUUCAUCAACUUCAGAUGUUGACACCACAACAUCAACAACAGCUUAUGCUUGCACAGCAAAAUUUAACAUCACCAUCUGCUAGUGAUGAGAAUAGAAGAUUGAGAAUGCUUUGGAACAACAGGAAUAUGGGGGGGCUUGGCAAGGAUGGACUUGUAAACCCUGUCGGUGAUGUGGUUCCAAAUGUUGGAUCUCCUUUACAAGCUGGUGCUUCUCUCUUGCCUCGUGGAGAUACAGAGAUGCUGAUUAAGUUAAAAAUAGCCCAGGCCCAAAUGCAGCAGCAGCAGCAGCAGCAGCAACAGCAGAACAGUAAUCCACAGCAGCCACCACAGCAUCAGCAGCAUGCUCUUUCAAAUCAGCAGUCACAGAGUUCAAGCCACAAUCUUCAUCAGCAAGAUAAGAUGGGGGGUGCUGGUAGUGUCACAGUAGAUGGUAGCAUGUCCAACUCUUUUCGAGGAAAUGAUCAGGUUUCAAAAAGCCAGACUAGAAAGAGAAAACAGCCAGUAUCUUCUUCAGGUCCUGCCAAUAGCUCUGGAACUGCAAAUACAGCAGGACCUUCCCCAAGUUCAGCACCAUCAACACCUUCAACUCAUACCCCUGGAGAUGUGAUCUCGAUGCCUUCUUUGCCACACAGUGGUAGUUCUUCUAAGCCUCUAGUGAUGUUUGGCACUGAUGGCACAGGCACUCUUACAUCUACGCCAAAUCAGUUGUGGGAUGAUAAGGAUCUUGAAUUGCAGGCUGACAUGGAUCGUUUUGUGGAAGAUGGAUCCCUUGAGGAUAAUGUUGAUUCUUUUUUAUCCCAUGAUGACACUGAUCCUAGAGAUACAGGUCCGCGUAUGGAUGUCAGCAAAGGGUUCACAUUUACAGAAGUAAGUUCUGUAAGAGCAAGUGCAAGCAAAGUAAUUUGUUGCCACUUCUCUUCAGAUGGAAAACUGCUGGCUAGUGGUGGCCAUGAUAAAAAGGCUGUGUUGUGGUACACGGAAAGUUUAAAGCCAAAAGCUACACUUGAUGAACAUGCGGCAUUAAUUACAGAUGUCCGUUUCAGUCCAAGCAUGCCUCGCCUUGCCACAUCUUCCUUUGACAAAACUGUUAGAGUUUGGGAUGUUGACAACCCUAGUUUCUCAUUACGUAAUUUUACGGGACAUUCAGCCUCUGUCAUGUCAUUAGACUUCCAUCCAACUAAGGAUGACCUCAUUUGCUCUUGCGAUGGGAAUGGUGAAAUACGGUACUGGAGCAUUAACAAUGGUAGUUGUUCAAGAGUCUUCAAGGGUGGUACGGCUCAGAUGAGAUUUCAGCCUCGUUUGGGAAGGUAUCUUGCUGCAGUUGCUGAAAAUGUUGUAUCUAUACUAGACGUUGAGACACAAGCUUGCCGGCAUUCGUUACAGGGACAUACUAAUUCAAUCCACUCUGUUUGUUGGGAUCCUUCCGGUGAGUUUCUAGCAUCGGUAAGUGAGGACUCUGUGAGAGUAUGGAGACUUGGAUCAGGAAGUGAGGGUGAUUGCGUUCAUGACUUAAGCUGUAAUGGCAACAAAUUCCACUCCUGUGUAUUUCACCCUACUUAUCCUUCACUACUAGUCAUUGGCUGUUACCAGUCUUUGGAGCUUUGGAACAUGACUGAGAACAAGACUAUGACUCUAGCAGCUCAUGAAGGACUAAUUGCUGCCCUGGCUGUAUCACCUGUGACAGGAGUGGUUGCUUCUGCCAGUCAUGAUAAGUUUGUCAAGCUGUGGAAAUAAUGUGGUUAUCUUGCCAAGCAUUUACUCAUUACUGUUUAAAUGCUUUUAGCUUGUUUAUUUUGGUUAGUCUGCCUAUUUUGUGGUUAUUCAAUUUCAGGUCCUUAUAACCCCAGACACUAACCUCUGUUGGUUCUUGUUGUUGUAUCUGUUACAUAACACCGCCGUUAACUUACAGAUCAAUAUUCGAGCUUCUUGUGGAGUUUGUAUCUUGUAAUGUUAUGUACUCUAUUAAGAAAUAUAUGCUCCUUCAUCCAGGUUUCCUAUUCGAUCAA